AUGAAUCCCUACAUCAACUGCUCCGGCCCCGAGCUCCCCCUGCCCCAGCGAGACUUUCCCGCAGAGCCCCUCAGCCCAGGUCUCUGCAACAGGACUCACCCGGACGCCUUGUUCGACCCCAAGGACGCCAACCUGACGGAGGAGCAGCUGCGGGAUAAGUACCUGGGGCCCCGGCGGUCCAGCUUCUUCGUCCCCGUCUGCGUCAUCUACCUGCUGAUCUUCGCCGUGGGGGCGGUGGGCAACACGCUGACCUGCAUCGUCAUCCUCCGGCACCGCUUCAUGAGGACGCCCACCAACUACUACCUGUUCAGCCUGGCCGUGUCCGACCUGCUGGUGCUGCUGCUGGGGAUGCCGCUGGAGCUGUACGACAUGUGGAGCAACUACCCCUUCCUGCUGGGCGCCAGCGGCUGCUACUUCAAGACGCUGCUCUUCGAGGCCGUCUGCUUCGCCUCCAUCCUCAACGUCACGGCCCUGAGCGUCGAGCGCUACAUCGCCGUGGUGCACCCGCUCAAGGCCAAGUACGUGGUGACCAGGAACCACGCCAAGAGGGUGAUCGUCGCCAUCUGGCUCGUGGCGGUCGUCUGCUCCAUCCCCAACACCAGCCUCCACGGGCUGCGGCCUCUCUACGUGCCCGGCCGGGGCCGCGUGCCCGACUCGGAGAUCUGCACCCUGGUGAAGCCGCGCUUGACCUACAACCUCAUCAUCCAGAUCACCACCAUCGUCUUCUUCUUCCUGCCCAUGGGGACCAUCAGCAUCCUCUACCUGCUCAUCGGCCUGCAGCUCAAGAAGGAGAAGAUGCUGGAGGCCUUGGGGGCCAAGUCCAGCGGCGACAGCGACUACCACGGAGUCCAGGGGCAGAAGAAGGUGAAGAGGAGGCAGGUCACAAAGAUGCUGUUCGUGCUGGUGGUGGUGUUCGGGAUCUGCUGGGCCCCCUUCCACACCGACCGCCUCGUCUGGAGCUUCGUCUCCACCUGGACCAGCCGCAUGCUCCACAUGUUCCAGUACGUCCACAUCAUUUCGGGCGUCUUCUUCUACCUGAGCUCGGCCGCCAACCCCAUCCUCUACAACCUGAUGUCCACCCGCUUCCGCGAGAUGUUCAAGGAGGUGAUGUGCCACCCGGGCCACCGCCCGCCGGGCUCGCGCAAGUACUCGCCCAGCGUCACCCACGCCACCACCCGCAGCACCGAGUGCGAGCCCGUGCCCGGCGCCAACGGGCUGCCCCUGUCCGACGGCGAGGAAUACGAGAUGGAGGAGAUGGAGGGGGGGCAGGCGGCCACGCACGCAACGUCCCUCUGCUGA
Messenger RNA from Cygnus atratus (black swan), 1299 nucleotides. RefSeq names its product neuromedin U receptor 1 (gene NMUR1). Bases 1 to 1299 code for a protein of 432 amino acids. The record is from RefSeq and is a predicted model, not a curated record. NCBI's taxonomy places the organism in Eukaryota, Metazoa, Chordata, Aves, Anseriformes, Anatidae. Gene Ontology annotation, cellular component: plasma membrane. Gene Ontology annotation, biological process: G protein-coupled receptor signaling pathway. Gene Ontology annotation, molecular function: neuromedin U receptor activity. The transcript has 2 exons.